AUGGAUCAUCUAUUUUUUUUAGUUUGGAGAAAUGUAUAUAUAAGAAAACAAAUAACUAAACAUUUCAAAUAUUAUUUUGUUAAUAGUGUUAUAUUUUAUUCUAAAGAUGAUUUUAUUCAAACAAAAAAAAGUAGAUAUUUAGUAGAUGUAACCUUGGAGUUCAAAGAUAGAUUAGAUGAAUAUGACUUAACAGAUACAAUUGAAUUUUUAAGUUUUGGAACUUACUUCAAUCAACAUCUUAAACCGGGUAUGAUACCACCAUCAGUAAGGAAACUAAAAUUUGGUUUUGGUUUUAUUCAUGAGAUUGGGACCGAUGUAAUACCACCAUCAGUUAAAAUCUUGGAGUUUGGGGAGCUCUACAAUAACCCACUUAAACCUGGUCUUUUGCCUCCUUCACUUGAAAUAUUAAAAUUUGGCAGUAGUUUCAAUCAAGAAAUUAAAGAAGGCCAUUUACCACCAUCACUCAAAAUGUUAACACUAGGUCUCAGCUUUAAUUAUCCAUUUAAAGCAACAGUUAUAUCGCCAUCUAUUGCCCUAUCUUUAGAAACUCUGGUAUUCGGCUAUCACUUUAACCAACCACUUUGCAAAGGAGAUAUUCCACCUUCAGUCAAGAGAUUAAAAUUUGGGUUUAGUUUCAAUCAAACAUUUAGCGAAGGAGUUUUACCAAAAUCACUCCGAUCAUUAGAGCUAGGUCAUUGUUUCAAUCAAAUACUUAAAGAGGGCGAUAUACCAUCCUCAGUGGAAGAACUAAUCCUAGAUUAUAGUUUAAAACCACUUCUUGACCAAUGUUUUUUACCAUCAUCAAUUAAACAACUACUCUUUAGUCGCCACUAUGAUAAUUACAAUGAAAAAGCAUAUGUAUAUUAA
This is a messenger RNA of Dictyostelium purpureum, 867 nucleotides long. RefSeq lists its product as uncharacterized. The record is from RefSeq and is a predicted model, not a curated record. NCBI's taxonomy places the organism in Eukaryota, Evosea, Eumycetozoa, Dictyosteliales, Dictyosteliaceae. Bases 1 to 867 code for a protein of 288 amino acids. The transcript has a single exon.